AUGAUGAGAACAAGUCGAAUUACACCUGAUUAUUAUUAUAAACCAAAAGAAUUUCUCAAUAGAAAUAAUACUAAUAAUAAUUCAUAUGUUAUACCAAAUAAAACAGGUCAUAUUACAAAUCGUUCAAAAUAUGGACAAUAUAAUAUAACUGAAAAAGAUUUUGGUGAUCAUAAAAUUUCUUAUUAUAUACCAUCGGAAUAUGAAAAUAAUUAUGAUAUAUCACAACUUGACGAAAAUCCGAUUUCUAAUCAAACACAAAGAAUUGAUUCACCUAUAUUAGUCCGACGAAGAUAUUAUCGACAUUAUGAUAAUAAUAAUAAUAAUAAUAAUAAUAAUGAUGAUUAUUCAAAUAAAGAAUUACCAAUAAUAUCAUCUCGUCAAAAUAUUCAUAUACGUUCAGAACAACCAAAAAUAAUUAAAAGAGUCUAUUUUAAAAUACCACCAUCACCAAAAACAAUUCAACAUAUUUAUGAAGAUGAACAUCAACUAAGCAAUGAAGAUAUUAUUGAAUAUGUUGUACCACAACAACAAUAUGUCGAAGAAUCACAACCAAUUCAUCAUCCUGUGUAUAUAGAAAAUCUACCUUCAAUUUCUCGUUCUCCUCCUGUUCCUCCUCGUCAACACUUGCCUCAAGUAUCACCUACAUUAUCACGACCACCAGUUAAACCAUCUCAUGUCAGUGAAUUUGCUACACCAAAUUAUCCAAGAAUAACUCCUCGAACAACAAUCAAUGAAAUAUCACCUAGAUCACUGCCUCCAAUUCAUAAUAAACAAAAACAUAUAAGUUUAAAAGAAGUUUUAGCACAAAAUCGUGCGAGACGUGGUUCACGUAUACCUAUACCACGACGUGAAAUUGAUGAAGAAGUAGCAUAUGAUCUUCCAAUAUAUAAUAAGAAUUAUGUUAAGAAUGGUUUUAUUGUACAUAAAUAA
Messenger RNA from Adineta steineri, 930 nucleotides. The record is from the annotation of a GenBank genome assembly. NCBI's taxonomy places the organism in Eukaryota, Metazoa, Rotifera, Eurotatoria, Adinetida, Adinetidae.